AUGGAUCGAGGUGUGCUGACUAGGACCAGUAGUGGCUACAGGGCCCUCAAGCAGACCGAAACCUCUCCACCUCUGCCCCCCAAGGGCCUGAUGGACCCUCCAAAGGCGAAAGGUUUCACCCUUUUGCUCCUCUUCAGCGUCUACAUUGUGACGCUUGGUCCUCUGCUCUUCGGAUACCACUUGGGAGAGCUCAAUGCCCCUCAAAAGGUCAUCACUUGCCAGAACGACCAGCUCCCCGGAUAUGUCGCUCUCGGGCUUCCUCGGUGCAUUCCAAUGAAUUCUUUCCAAUGGGGAAUGGUCCAGUCCAUGUUUACUGUCGGAGGGUUCUUCGGGGCCAUCGUGAGCGGCGCCGUGGCUACAAGAUUCGGCCGGCUGUUUGCUUUGAGAUGGGCGACUUUUUUCCUGGCCGGCGGACCUAUUGCUGAAGCCCUCGCGGGUAGAAUAUGGCUGAUGGCCAUGGGCAGGGCUCUCUCUGGCCUGGGAGCCGGUGCUGCCACUGUCGUAUCACCAAUGUAUGUUUCCGAGGUGGCGCCGCCAAACCGUCGUGGCUUCUUCGGAGCUUUCACCCAAGUGCAGAUCAACUUUGGCAUCGUUGUGGCACAGCUGCUCGGCUUUUUCCUGUCCAAGUCCAAUCAGUGGCGCUGGGUGCUGGCCACCGGCGGCUUCAUUGCCGGGCUCAUGCACGUUGGCCUUAUGCUCACGCCGGAAACCCCCAAGUGGCUUGCGGCAAACAAUCGGCCGCGGAUGGCACGGGGUAUUCUACAGCGCCUCAGAGGGAAAGCCACCGAUAUUCAGGAUGAGAUUGAGGACUGGGAGAUGUCGGGGGAAGCGGAAGAGGAAAGCCUCCUUGGACCCCCAACGGGCCCGCGCCCAUGCAAAGAACCAAGCCGAUCCAUCAUCGACGUAAUCAAAAUGCCACAGUAUCGACGACCAUUGCUUGCGGUGACGGGUACCAUGAUGGCUCAACAGCUCUGCGGUAUCAACAGCGUUGUCAUGUACAGUGUCGCCAUUCUGGGCAGCGUCAUGCCCAAGCACGCUGGCCUGGUUACCGUCAUCGUCUCGGCAGUAAAUGUGCUCGUCACAUUGAUGGCGGCACCUUUACCAGACAUAUUUGGCCGAAAACCCUGUCUCCUUAUUUCAAUUAUAGGGAUGGGGUCGGCGUCGGGGAUGCUGUACGCCGGACUAGCAACGCAUAUUCAACCCCUCAUGAUCGUGGCCAUUGGGCUAUUCGUGGCCAGUUUUGGGAUCGGGCUUGGACCCGUCCCUUUCAUCCUAGCGAGUGAACUGGUCGGACCUGAAGCCGUUGGAGCUGUCUCCAGCUGGGCUCUUGCAGCCAACUGGUUGUCGACAUUCUUGGUGGCGAUGUUCUUCCCAGUCUUGAACAAGGCGCUUCAAAGCAACGUGUGGUGGAUUUUCGUGGGCGUUGCUGUGUUUUGGGCGAUAUUCGUCGCCGUGUUUGUGCCCGAAAGCAAAGGCAAGCCCAAUCCGGAUGAAGUGUGGCGAAGGAAGAAGCGCUAUGACUGCUCUGCUGUUGCUGAUCAAGCCUCAGCACGACGUGGUUGUUCAGAUCUUGCUGUCGAUCGAGCUGUCAACACGUCGCUGCUCCGAAGUGUCACGAGUGCCUACAGUGUCUACGCUCCUGUACCACCCACCAUCGCCCAUGGCCCAUCGAGUCAAGCAACGCUCCACGACCUUCCCGUGAGUGGAGAAUGGGCCGACCGGCAUUGCCUUGACAUUGCCGAAGACGGCGUCACCAGCAAGCUCCUGCCCCCGCAUUUCCAGCAUCCUGGUGAAGCCUCUCCACAGAGUUCUACUCGGACCAAACAAAACAUUGCAAUAGCUAGUUAG
This is a messenger RNA of Fonsecaea multimorphosa CBS 102226, 1848 nucleotides long. RefSeq lists its product as uncharacterized. Gene Ontology annotation, molecular function: hexose transmembrane transporter activity. Gene Ontology annotation, biological process: monosaccharide transmembrane transport. Lineage: Eukaryota; Fungi; Ascomycota; Eurotiomycetes; Chaetothyriales; Herpotrichiellaceae. The transcript is spliced from 3 exons. The record is from RefSeq and is a predicted model, not a curated record. Gene Ontology annotation, cellular component: membrane. The coding region runs from base 1 to 1848 and encodes 615 amino acids.